Molecule: messenger RNA, 315 nt
Organism: Vicia faba (fava bean)
Lineage: Eukaryota; Viridiplantae; Streptophyta; Magnoliopsida; Fabales; Fabaceae
Source: the annotation of a GenBank genome assembly
AUGAUUACCCCCAAUCUAAUUUCAACCAAAGAACCUAAAUUUGCACCAGAAGUGCUGAAAGGCAAGCUGGGCUGUGUAUCUCUCACGGAGGCGGACGUCGUCAGUACCAUGAAUGUUCAAAGGGUGGCAAAGGGAGCACCAUUUUUUGCAAGGCACAUAGUGGUGGGAAACGUUGCUCGUUUACAGGGUGCACUAAAGACGCUGAAGAAAGCAACCCAAUGUGGAAUCAGACUAUUAAGAAGAAGAUUGGUUCAGGGUUUUACAGAAGAACAGAAGAACACGUGUGAGAAGACGAUUGAGAAGUUUCCAGUUUAG